AUGGCGGCGACCACGCGAGCUCUUCGCCAGGCCAGCAGCCUUUUGCUGCGCGACUGCGCACCUGUCCCCCGACUCUCUGCACGGUCAUUCUCUACUCGAACACCCUCUCUCGCUGUCCGACAACACCUGGUAAACCCAAAAACACCCUCGUGGCAGCAAGUCAAGAGAUUCACAAGGUCCACAAAACGUCGUGCUCUGGUACAAGAGGCCCCUCGCCCCGAGGCCUACCUGGAAAGUGGUGCUAUUGACUAUGGGAAGAACCUGGUCGACGUCAAGAAGGUCAUAGUCAUUGGCAGCGGUGGUUUGAGUAUAGGACAGGCAGGAGAGUUUGACUAUUCUGGGUCACAAGCGUUGAAAGCUCUCAAAGAAGCCGGCGUCAAGUCCAUCCUCAUUAAUCCUAACAUUGCGACCAUACAAACCGAUCACAAGCUCGCCGACGAGGUCUACUACCUUCCAGUCACCCCCGAAUAUGUGACAUAUGUCAUUGAGAGAGAGAAGCCGGAUGGCAUUCUGCUGACGUUUGGAGGCCAGACCGGCCUCAAUCUGGGUGUCAAAAUGAAUAAGAUGGGUAUAUUUGACCGCUAUGGCGUCAAGGUGCUGGGCACAAGCAUCAAGACCCUCGAGACCAGCGAAGAUCGGGACCUGUUUGCAAAAGCCCUCAACGAGAUCAAUAUUCCCAUUGCUGAGUCCAUCGCUGUUGGAACCGUCGAGGAAGCUCUUGACGCCGCUCAAAAAGUUGGGUACCCGAUCAUCGUCCGCUCAGCCUACGCACUUGGUGGCCUGGGAUCAGGUUUUGCCAACAACCCCGAGGAGCUCAGCAACCUGUCAUCUCGAUCUCUCUCUCUGUCGCCCCAGAUCUUGGUCGAGAAGUCCCUGAAAGGCUGGAAAGAAGUUGAGUACGAAGUGGUCCGCGAUGCCGAGGACAAUUGUAUUACUGUCUGCAAUAUGGAGAACUUUGACCCCCUGGGCAUUCAUACCGGAGACAGCAUUGUCGUCGCGCCUAGCCAGACCCUGAGUGAUGAGGAGUACCACAUGCUGCGGACAGCGGCGAUCAAAAUCGUCCGUCAUUUGGGGGUGGUCGGUGAAUGCAAUGUUCAAUACGCACUGCAACCCGACGGUCUCGACUACCGCGUUAUUGAAGUAAAUGCUCGUCUUUCCCGAUCAUCGGCGCUCGCAUCCAAGGCAACCGGCUAUCCUUUGGCGUAUACAGCUGCAAAAAUCGGUCUGGGCCACACCCUUCCCGAACUGCCCAACGCCGUAACCAAGACGACCACCGCCAACUUCGAGCCGAGCUUGGAUUAUAUCGUCGUCAAGAUCCCUCGCUGGGAUCUGUCAAAGUUCCAACACGUGAAGCGUGACAUUGGCAGUGCCAUGAAAUCCGUGGGAGAAGUCAUGGCCAUCGGUCGCACAUUUGAAGAAUCCUUCCAGAAAGCCAUUCGACAAGUCGAUCCCCGGUAUGUGGGAUUCCAGGGUGACAAAUUCGACGAUCUCGAUGAUGUUCUUCGCAACCCUACCGACCGAAGGUGGCUGGCUGUCGGGCAAGCCAUGAUCCACGAGAACUAUUCAGUGGACAAGAUUCAUGACCUGACCAAAAUUGACAAGUGGUUCCUCUACAAGCUGCAGAACCUCAAAGACACAAUGACGGAGAUCCAAGAGAUUGGUUCUCUUAACGGCAUCAAGCACGAGCUGCUGUUGAAGGCGAAGAAACAAGGCUUUUCUGAUAAGCAAAUCGCCAUGUACGUCAAAUCUACUGAAGGAGAAGUCCGAGCCCGUCGACAGAAAUUCGGUAUUCGACCAUGGGUGAAGAAGAUCGAUACGCUUGCAGCCGAGUUUCCCGCCGAUACCAACUACUUGUACACAACGUACAAUGCAUCAUCUCACGACGUCGCCUUUGAAGACAACGGAACCAUCAUUCUUGGAUCUGGAGUCUACCGGAUAGGGUCUUCGGUCGAAUUCGAUUGGUGCGCUGUUAACGCAACGCUGUCUCUGCGCAAUAUGGGCCAGAAGACUGUCAUGAUCAAUUACAACCCGGAGACAUUUAGCACUGAUUUCGACACUGCCGACAAGCUGUACUUUGAAGAGUUGUCGUAUGAACGGGUGAUGGAUAUCUACGAACUCGAGAAUGCUUCGGGCGUGGUUGUCAGCGUGGGAGGUCAACUUCCGCAGAAUAUCGCGCUGAGGCUACAAGAAGAAGGCAAGGCGCACGUGCUUGGCACUAAUCCCAUUGAUAUCGACAAGGCCGAAGAUCGCCACAAGUUCUCGCAAAUCCUCGACUCGAUCGGGGUGGAUCAACCCGCGUGGAAAGAGUUGACUUCGGUUGCAGAUGCCGAGUCCUUUGCUGACUCUGUGGGUUAUCCUGUCCUCGUCCGACCGUCGUAUGUUCUAUCCGGUGCUGCCAUGUCCGUCAUCUACACGCACGAAGAGCUGAAGGACAAGUUGGAAUCGGCCUCGGCGGUCUCCCCCGACCAUCCCGUGGUGAUUACUAAAUUCAUCGAGGGUGCUCAAGAAAUAGACGUGGAUGCUGUCGCAUCAAAAGGAGAACUCAUUCUGCACGCUGUGUCUGAACACGUCGAACCCGCAGGUGUUCACUCCGGAGACGCCACUCUAGUUCUGCCUCCGGCCAAUCUUGACGAGAAGGUGAUGGCUCGUGUCAAGGAGAUUGCGCAAAAGGUCGCCAAGGCCUGGAACAUUACCGGGCCAUUCAACAUGCAAAUCAUCAAGGCAGAUGCCCCCGGCGAAGAACCUGCUCUCAAGGUCAUUGAAUGCAAUCUUCGUGCUUCACGGUCAUUCCCUUUUGUUAGUAAAGUGCUUGGGACCAACUUUAUUGAUGUUGCGACCAAAGCAUUGGUUGAUCAGGAUGUCCCCGAACCCCAAGACCUCAUGGCCGAGAAGCGUGACUACUUGGCUACCAAAGUUCCACAAUUCUCGUGGACUAGGCUGGCGGGUGCUGACCCCUUCCUGGGUGUUGAGAUGAGCAGUACUGGUGAGAUUGCGUGCUUUGGAAAGGACCUGAUCGAGGCGUACUGGGCAUCUCUCCAGUCAACCAUGAACUUCCGUAUGCCUGAGCCUGGCGAGGGAAUCCUGCUUGGUGGAUCCACCGAGCUUCCAGAGCUCCCCAAGAUUGUUGAGUAUCUUCAACCCCUUGGCUACAAGUUCUAUGCGGCAAACCAGAAUGUCAAGGAGCAUUUGGAGAGGUCCGGCGCAUCGAUCGAGGUGAUUGAGUUCCCGACCACGGACAAGAACGCGCUACGACAAGUGUUUCAGAAGUACGACAUCAGGGGGGUUUUCAACCUGGCAAAGACUCGAGGCAAGACGCUCGUGGACGAGGAUUAUGUGAUGAGAAGGAACGCCGUGGACUUUGGCGUCCCUCUGUUCAUGGAACCCAAGACUGCAUUGCUCUUUGCUCAAUGCAUGAAUGCGAAACUUCCUCGACAGGAAGGAAUUCCCCCAGAGGUCAGGAGUUGGAGGGAAUUUGCUGGUUUGAGGAUGAUGUAA
This is a messenger RNA of Fonsecaea pedrosoi CBS 271.37, 3495 nucleotides long. Its product is annotated as carbamoyl-phosphate synthase arginine-specific large chain. Gene Ontology annotation, cellular component: cytoplasm; cytosol. Gene Ontology annotation, biological process: 'de novo' pyrimidine nucleobase biosynthetic process; UTP biosynthetic process; L-citrulline biosynthetic process. The coding region runs from base 1 to 3495 and encodes 1164 amino acids. The transcript has 4 exons. The record is from RefSeq and is a predicted model, not a curated record. Gene Ontology annotation, molecular function: metal ion binding; dihydroorotase activity; aspartate carbamoyltransferase activity. NCBI's taxonomy places the organism in Eukaryota, Fungi, Ascomycota, Eurotiomycetes, Chaetothyriales, Herpotrichiellaceae.